CGGUUUGUUUGGCGACGAUCUUGGACUGUUGAUAAAUCUGUAACCGUCCUGCAGCAUUUCAAAUUCUCUCUCUCUCUCUCUCUCUCUCUCUCUCUCUCGAGGAGUAGUAGUUGUAGACUAGUAGUAGUAGAGAUAUUAAACACUGGUGGGCUUGGACUUGAAGUUGAUCGCAUUAACGUAUCAAAAAAAAGAAGUUGAUCGCAUUAUUGGAGGAAGACUUUGGGGUCAUCGCUUUGGGGUCCCAUCUCAAAAGUUUCCCCAUUGAUUUCCCCGCAAAUUCCUUACUUCUCUCAAGACCCAAAACAUUACUCAGGAGUCAGAAUCAGGCAAUUUUCUGAGACUAUGGCUUGGAGGAAUAUGAUGUCUUUUUGUUCCUUACCCAAUUUCUGGGCAAAUCGCCAGGGGAGAAUAAGCCAGGUUGAGCUUGGUGCACACACCAUUAAGUCUCAUGGAGCCAAAAUUGCAAGGAAUCAUAUGCAUGACUGGCUUAUUUUGUUGCUUCUUGUGGUCAUAGAGGUUGUACUUUACGUUAUACACCCGUUUUACCGCUUUGUUGGGAAGGACAUGAUGACAGACCUUAAAUAUCCGUUGAACGACAACACUGUCCCUGUGUGGGCUGUUCCAAUGUACUCCGUUCUGUUGCCUAUUGUGGUUUUCCUCAUCUUCUAUCUUCGACGGCAAGAUGUCUAUGAUCUGCACCAUAGCAUACUAGGCCUCUUGUAUGCUGUCUUGAUAACUGGAGUCCUCACCGAUGCAAUAAAAAAUGGAGUUGGCCGGCCUCGCCCUGACUUCUUUUGGCGUUGUUUUCCAGAUGGCAUUGAUAAAUAUGACCAGUGGGAUAAUGUGAUCUGCCAUGGUAAAGAUAGUGUGAUCAAAGAAGGACACAAGAGCUUCCCAAGUGGUCAUGCUUCAUGGUCUUUUGCAGGUCUGGGAUUUUUCUCGUUGUACUUAUCAGGGAAAAUCAAAGCAUUUGACCGGAGAGGACAUGUAGCGAAACUAUGCAUCGUUUUUCUUCCCCUCCUCGUUGCUUCUCUCGUUGCCAUUUCACGCGUGGAUGACUAUUGGCACCAUUGGCAAGAUGUGUUUGCAGGAGGUCUCUUAGGUCUUGGUGUGGCAACAUUCUGCUAUCUGCAGUUCUUUCCACCUCCAUACGACACAGAUGGAUGGGGUCCUUAUGCGUAUUUCGAAGCAUUAAAGGAAGAGUCGCAACCGAACUCACAACUAGGCCAUCCUAUGUAUGGUUCCAAUCUAGAUGUCGUAGAGGCUCAAGUAGUGAAUCAGCAAACAGGGCACUACUCAGUAUCAGUGACUGAUCUUGAAUCAGGAAGACGGUAACAGUCUUGUAUGUCUCGGAGUGUACGUGUGCAGAUUUUGUUCUACCUUAGAUUAGUCUUUUAUGUGAAUGUUUUGGAACUUUAGUAUCAACAACAUUGUAAAUAGCAAUGCACAACCAGUCAAUGUUACCUUUUGCAUUAGUGGCUUUAUAGAACAAGGUUCCACAUGUUCA
Molecule: messenger RNA, 1507 nt
Organism: Rhododendron vialii
Lineage: Eukaryota; Viridiplantae; Streptophyta; Magnoliopsida; Ericales; Ericaceae
Product: lipid phosphate phosphatase 2-like
Exons: 9
Coding region: 343-1335 (330 amino acids)
Biological process (GO): phospholipid metabolic process
Molecular function (GO): phosphatidate phosphatase activity
Source: RefSeq, a predicted model, not a curated record